Chelonus insularis is the source of this 5138-nucleotide messenger RNA. It is a transcript of the gene jp, whose product is annotated as junctophilin. The record is from RefSeq and is a predicted model, not a curated record. The transcript has 11 exons. Lineage: Eukaryota; Metazoa; Arthropoda; Insecta; Hymenoptera; Braconidae. Gene Ontology annotation, cellular component: junctional membrane complex; plasma membrane; endoplasmic reticulum membrane. Bases 1617 to 4433 code for a protein of 938 amino acids.
CGAGUAACAAUCAGUAGUCGCAAUCAUGCCACCACCUUGACAAUUGGGUACUCUUUCUUCGGGUCCGACCUCAUCCGAGUACCUAUUUAAAUAACCAACAAAUAACACAUACUCGAUCAUUGAAUAUAUACCAAAACUAACCACUAACUUCUGCCACACUAAGCUACGAAUAAAAAAACGAUAUUCAAUUACUGAAUUAAUCAACGAUUCUAUUACCAUUUAUUUAUUUAUUGCCACAGUGAAUUUAUUACCGUAAUUUAUUAUUUCAUUAAAUAACGUUAAGUUUUACAAGUUGACAACGACUCUUAAGAAGCUGCCAAUGUACCAUCCAAUGGAUUUUUCUACAACCAAAUAACGACGAGAAAGAGUCGAUCGUGGGGGGCACAUUCCGAGCAGAUCACGGAUGCUUAUAGAAGCCGUUGCGUAACGUUAGACGGUGGUGAAGUAGUAUCGCAGCCCCAGGGCAACAGUAACGUUAACGGUCGUGCACGCGCACGCGUUCUCUUAACCUCACAUGCCGCUUUAAGAUCAUAUAAACAAUCCACAACGACUGUCUCUUAUGAUAAAACUGUGCUAUAUUGCAGUCUGUGAAACAUAGAUUACCAAAAACAAGUGUUUUAUUCAUGAAAAAUAAAAAAAUAACAGUGAUAAAUGAGAUAAUUAAAUUUUAGAAAUUUAAGUUUCCCGCCAAUGACACGAUUGGCUGAUUUGAAUAAUUAUAACGUGAGCUGCUGAUUGGUGCAAGUAAUUAAGUGAAAUAAAAAAUGUAGAAGUUGGGAAAAAAUUUAUUAUUAUUGUUAAGAUAAUGAAUUAUAAUAAUAUGAUGAUAAAUAAUUAGUGUAAAUAAGUGAAAUAAUAAUAAAUAAUUGUGACUAAAUUUUUUGUGGAUUAAAACAUGUAAGAUUAACUCUCUGCUAGUUGCUCUCGACGGUAUGUCUAUUUUUAAAAGACGUUCGAAAGUAGAUCGUCGGAGUUUGUGUGCGCGAAAUAACGAUUAUCAAUUGCAAAUUACAAAAAAAAGCCUGAAAAAUGUUGAAAUAAAUUUGGAUUUAAAUAAUUGGAUAAAUAAAAUAAAGUUAGUCCUAUAAGUGUUUGAGGAUAGGGAAGAGAGAAUCAUUGGGAUCGCCCGCAGUUGUAUGUUACGAAAAAAGUUUUCUAGUGUCUUAAGAGGGCGAAGGCCGGUUAUUUCCGAACGUCGAAAGCUCAAGGGAGCAAAAGAGAGAAGAGAAAAAGAGUGAGAGAGAGCGAGAGAAGAGCUUGUGGCCGAUUUAUACAAGCCACGUCGUCAGAUAGGAAUGGAGGUUGUCAAGAAAUUGCCAAACAUAUUGAUAAAUUAUUAAUGCAUUCAAAUUGCCAGGCAAUAAGCUUUGAAAGCUUGGAAAAUAAAAAAAAAAGCUUCCAUAGAACCUGAUUUUAACCUACAUUUAGUUUAUUUUUUAGUCUUUUAACUAUCUGUUAGCUUUAGUUGUUGAGUAUUCGAGUAUGUAAGUGGCCAAAAAUAAGUAAACUGUGUGUCAGGAAGCUCGUGAAAGCGUCAUAAUCAUCAGCAAGAAAAAGAGACAACGAUGAUGGAACGACGUAAGACAGGAGUGAGUCAGCCAACAGCUUGGUGACAAAUGAACACAAUGCAACAACAAACCCAAUCAGGUCCUAGCCAACCAAACGGUGUAGCAGGUGGGGUUCAAAUGCCACCAAGUGGACCCCAAGUAAGUCCAGCUUCCGGUACUGCUGCCGGUGCCAAUCGAGCGCAGGUCAAUGGCGGAAGGUUUGAUUUUGAUGACGGUGGGACUUAUUGUGGAGGUUGGGAGGAUGGCAAAGCUCAUGGUCAUGGCGUCUGCACUGGACCCAAAGGUCAAGGGGCCUACUCUGGCAGUUGGCAUUAUGGUUUUGAAGUCUCCGGUGUCUACACUUGGCCCAGUGGAUCAGCUUACGAAGGCCAGUGGCAGAAUGGAAAACGCCAUGGGUUGGGUAUGGAAACUCGAGGACGUUGGAUUUAUCGUGGGGAAUGGACUCAGGGAUUCAAAGGGCGUUAUGGUGUACGACAAUCAACGACAUCGACAGCGAGAUACGAGGGAACAUGGGCUAGUGGUUUACAAGAUGGAUAUGGUUCAGAAACCUAUGCUGACAGUGGAACUUAUCAAGGCCAGUGGGUGAGAGGUAUGAGACAUGGAUAUGGUGUGAGAACAAGUGCACCAUUUGGGCUUGCAAGUCACUAUAAACCAUCAAAACAAAUCCGAGCUUCCUUAACUUCACUUCGAAGUACUGACGGUGCCCCAACAGCACCAACACCAGAACCAACUGAUCGAAGAGAUCGACGAGUGGAUGAUAGUCGAGGAGGGUUUGUGCUAAAGGCUCGGAGUGAUGAUCCACCAGCGAGAAGAAAAAGUCUGACAGAGAAGUCAUUGAAGAAGGGAAUUUUAUCGGGACUAAAAAUUAGAAAGCAAAGAAGUACUGGUGAUUUAGAAAAAAGAGGUACAGUUGGUAGUAUUAGAAGUAAUGCAAGUUCAGCAUCAUGGAUGUCAACAGAAAGCUCUCAGAGUCAAGCAUCAGCAUCUGUUCAUACUGACAGCAACGCAUCAUUUGUAAUUGAGGAUGAGCAAAUGGACGCAUCUGUGACGGAAACGUAUCUAGGGGAAUGGAAGAACGAUAAGAGAACUGGUUUUGGAGUGUCUGAAAGGAGUGAUGGAUUAAAAUACGAAGGAGAAUGGUUCAAUAAUCGCAAGUAUGGCUAUGGAGUAACGACAUUUCGAGAUGGCACAAAAGAGGAAGGAAAAUAUAAAAAUAACGUUUUAAUAACAAGCCAGAAAAAAAAGCAUUUGUUUUUAAUUCGUUCCGCAAAAUUCCGAGAAAGGAUAGAAGCUGCAGUGAGUGCAGCACAACGAUCGAGUAAAAUGGCACUGCAAAAGUUGGACAUUGCUAUUUCACGAACAGCAACAGCUCGAGGGAAAGCAGAACUAGCGGACAUAGCAGCAGAGCAUGCAAGACAAGAUUCAGAAUUGGCUCAACAAACUGCUAAACAAUUUGCCCCGGAUUUCCGGCAACCUGGUCUUGAGAGGCUCCGAAAUCGAGAGAUUCCCAGAUACGUUCCACCACCUCAGGAUACGCCACCAGUCAAAAGUAUUCUUCAAAAGACUCAUAAUCCACCAAACGCUGAGCCUCCAGCACCAGCUGUGUCUAUAGACUCAUCUCCAACAAUCACGACGGCUGGAAUGUCUCCUCAAUCGAUAAGUCAGUCAGUAAAUCAAUCGAUACGAAGAGCAAGCAUGAAAGCGAUGAAUCAAGUGCCAGUUAAUGCUAAUCAAGUGACUAAUCCUAUGGGAAUGAUGAAUAAUCCAAUUCCUAAUCAAAAUCUGGUUCAAAACAUCGUUCCCAAUAAUAUUCAGGGUCCAUAUAGUGGUGGUGGUGGUGGCUAUGGUGUCAGUGGUGGUGUUGCUGGUGGUAUUAUUAGCGGAGGUGGUAUUGCUGGUGGUGUUGGUGUUGGUGGUAGUGAUAAUGUUGGUGUUGGUGGACAAUAUUUAACUGGUUCCAGUAGUAAUCCAUACAGUCAAGGCCAAUUUGGACAGUACCAAGGACAAAUGGGUAAUCAAAACCAAGGAAACAUGGAGAUGAUCCAAUCUGGAUAUAGUCCAAAUCAUCCUGGAUACCAUCAGUAUCAACAGUUUCCACAAUCUUCUAGUCAACAGAUUAUGUAUCAACACCCGGGUAUGCUCGACCCAAUGAGUACAGCCCCUAUCAAUCAAUUCCCGCCGCAAGCUUAUGGUGCAAUGCCUAUGUACAAUCCUCCCGGAGUAUAUAAUCAACCUCCACAACAGUCUAUGGCUGCUCAAUCGCAGCAGCAACAAAUGCAACAACAACAGCAAUCAAAUCAACAAUACCAGGAGUUAAAUGACGCACGACGACAAUCGAUGAGUAAUUUAAGAAGAAAUAGUCGAGUUUUGAGUCCACAGGACCGACCUGGUGCAUCUGUGAUUGGCCAAACAUUGAAUGACAGAUUGGACCAUUAUAAAAGGCCACCGAGCCGGGACAGUUCUGUGGACCGAUAUAGACCAAAUAGGCUAAUUGGAUCAAGGCAACCAUCAGUGGACAAGAGUAUUACAUCACAAGAUGGAGACAAAACCGGAAGAAGUGGAAGCUUGAUACGAUCAGGAACUCCACUAAAUGGAUCAGCGAUAGGAAGUGGUACAGCCACACCGACGUACAACACUCCACAAUCUUCGAAUCAAUUCGAAGGUACAUUUAGAAGUCGUGGAUUGAGUCAAGAGGUGAUACCUAGCGCUGUUCAACCAAAAAGAACCGAAAGUUUGUAUGUAACACCUGGAAGAAGUUCAAUGGUGUCUGGUGCUGGUGGUGGUGGUGGUGGCGCUGGAACAAAAGACACAAGAUGGACGGUCCCCGCCUUCAUCGCAACACCUAAGGCCCCCUCUACCUUAUGAGUAUUUUAUUUUAAUUUAUGUAAACGUCAUGAGGGCUUUUUACUAGAUUGCGUCGAAGACAUUUGACACUUAUAUUAUCAAUUAUAUGAAAGAUUAUUUUAUCUAACGAAAAACAAUUUUGCAUUUUGUUUAUCAAUAAGAUAUGGACGAAUUAUAAGUAAUUUAACCACAAACUAAUGUUCGAUUUACGUAAACUUAAGCUGAUAAUUGUAACUAUAUGAAGAUGAAAAACUAAUUUAUUAUGCAUUUAUUGUAAAAAAUGAUUAAUUGAUGGAUAAACUAUUUUUUAAAUUUAUAUUCAACGAUGAUAAAUCGGUUUGGAACCAAAUGAAAGCACAAAUAUUACUUUUGUUUUAUAAAUGCUAUCUCAAUUAUUUAAUUUUUUGACUAAUUAUCUUAAUUACAAAUUCUAAGAGUGAAUAAUGCUCGAACGAAAACAAUGAAAAUCCGUCUAAAGAAAAUGAUAAGAAGAGAUGAUAACUGGAUGCCCUCCAUUUUUUCUUAACAUGAAAAAUAACAAACUAAAGCCUAAAUAUUUAAUGUUAAUAAUAAAAUAUGAAUAUAUAUUUAUGAUAGCAAUUGUUACACAAACUACUUAACUUUAUCUUUAUGAAGAAAAUUUAUUGGAAGUAAAAAUAAAUUGUUGCUUGAUUUUUAAAAAUAAAAAAGUGCAGUGUUGAAUGAAGUGGAAAAAAUAUUGUGGAG